This is a messenger RNA of Schistosoma guineensis, 6282 nucleotides long. Lineage: Eukaryota; Metazoa; Platyhelminthes; Trematoda; Strigeidida; Schistosomatidae. The record is from the annotation of a GenBank genome assembly.
CAGACAUAUCUGAAACUAACCUUGGUUUCCUAAUCGCGAACCUCAUUUAAGCAGCACAAUUUUUGAGGCUUACUUCCUAGACUAUAUUAAUCAAACGGAUUUCUUUAUGAUUAUCACAGGAUGUUUGUCUUUUGUUAUAAACUGGAACGAUUAGUCAUCAAGACCUGUCGAAUGAGAUUACUUUCAGCUCCUAGACUGUAGCUAUUGUUUCAGUAAACCUAAUCACUGAGAUGGAGUCGCCAUCUUUCAUGACAUCCAGUCGGCACCACCAUUUAUACUCACUACAGAUUAGGUAUAACAUUUUCAAAUUUAUGAUUCGGUGCUUCUAAAAAUACAUUUAUUGAGAUUUUAAUUGUUCUAAUCGACAAGCUGAAUACUGAGAAGUAUUUGUUUCUUAAACCAGUGAUUUUUAAAUGUGGUGAAUGCAGCACUUAAGUUCUCAAAUAUCCCUAUUUUCUUUCAGCUAACCAUUUUAUGUUAAUUGUGAAUCCGUAUAUUACCUUUCAAGAACCGUUGACUCAUUUGUUUAUCGUCAAACGACAUUUUAACUCAAGUAUGUUAAUAGCAUUAUGUAGCGGGAUCUGCAACAAGCAGAUUUUCUUAUGGUGACUGGUAGACGACUAGUUUUCUAAGGGAAUUAGGACUGCGAAACGACGAGAUUUAAAUUACGAGUAGUACGAAAAAGAGCAUCUUUCCAGUAAGAACUUGACAUGUUUUUCUAGUUUAGAAACGUUUCGGGAUUUCCUCAAAGUUUUCGUUAGCAUACAUUGUGAUGACAAAUUGCCAAUGAACCUCUUAGUCUACGGAGUUGGAUAUUGCCUCUGUUAUUGGAAAUCAGUAAUUUUAGAUAUAUUCCAAAACCAGACAUAUCUGAAACUAACCUUGGUUUCCUAAUCGCGAACCUCAUUUAAGCAGCACAAUUUUUGAGGCUUACUUCCUAGACUAUAUUAAUCAAACGGAUUUCUUUAUGAUUAUCACAGGAUGUUUGUCUUUUGUUAUAAACUGGAACGAUUAGUCAUCAAGACCUGUCGAAUGAGAUUACUUUCAGCUCCUAGACUGUAGCUAUUGUUUCAGUAAACCUAAUCACUGAGAUGGAGUCGCCAUCUUUCAUGACAUCCAGUCGGCACCACCAUUUAUACUCACUACAGAUUAGGUAUAACAUUUUCAAAUUUAUGAUUCGGUGCUUCUAAAAAUACAUUUAUUGAGAUUUUAAUUGUUCUAAUCGACAAGCUGAAUACUGAGAAGUAUUUGUUUCUUAAACCAGUGAUUUUUAAAUGUGGUGAAUGCAGCACUUAAGUUCUCAAAUAUCCCUAUUUUCUUUCAGCUAACCAUUUUAUGUUAAACAAAAAUGUCCACGAAGAAAGAUUGGUUACCAAAACGUAUUUGUGUUCCGCGUAAGAGUGUUUCAAUUAAUGACUCUUCAUCUUGGAUCUGUUCUUUCGGUCCUACAAAUAGUUUACGAUCUAAACGGUCAUUCAGCCGUGUUGCACCCGAUUCGAGGAUCGUAAUCAAUACAAAAAGUCAAGAAGAUGAAAGUUGCAUAAAUAUUUCGCCGACGUCAUCGCCAGAGGGAGAGACCUUUGAGUUAGGCCAUCAAUUAUUAAGCAUCGAAAAUUUAGAUGAACCCCUUUCACCGAAUGAGUUCCAGCAGAUCCAGAAUUUGAUUUCCGGUAACUGUUCGUCUUCAGUUUCCUCUCAAAAUGAAAAUGCUGUAAUUUGUGAGUAUUCUCAGCCAAGUUCUGUGACUGAAGUUGUCAAUCAGAAUGAAUUCACAAAUCUCGAUGAAUCUAACUUUGAUUCCUUAUGUUAUCUUACUGAGUUGCAACGAGAUUGUUCAGAGCUCCCUUAUACAAAUCUGACUGUCAAAUCUCUUCCUCGUCGAAUAUCUUCGAAUAGUAUAUUGCGAAAACUCCACUAUUUGGUCAAACGUAACUCUUCAGAACGUUCUAUCUGGUUGCAUCAACGUUCAACUCAAAAUAUCCUUGAUUCUACUAAGCAUGCUUCGAAAACUUUUCAAGUUCUUAGAGUAUUUCGUAAUUAUUCAGAUAGUUUGCCUGGAUUAGUAGCAUUCGGUGUGCGUGAAGUUGUAAUACCUUUAGAAAAUAAAACUGAAAUAUCUAAUGCUAAUGAAAAUGUAUCAAACAAAUUCGCGAUCCUCCUUCUACCUAUUUCUGGUGUCCCUUUUGUUACAGAAGAGUUGUUUUCAUCCGCUGCAACAAAUUUCGUUUUAGGCAAUGAUUUAAAAUGUGGCGAUCUUGUUAUGGUAUUUAGUCCAUGGUUAACAUAUCCUUCUCAUGAAUUCAAUAGUUUGCCUGUGAUGUAUUCAUUCUUCUGGGUUGAACGUUUAAGACAUGAGGUUUUAAGUGAUGUAGAAAAUGAUUUUCCUGAUUCCCAAAUAAUCCCUCAUAAACCUGAACUAAUUACUUGUUCAUGUUUAAUAUCAUGUGAUCCAUUUAUUGUUUUGAAUUGUCCAAAACGUUUUAAAGGAUUAGCAGAACCAAAGUCAUCUGUCAUUCAAACGUUUCAGGAUUCUUCCGAAAAUAUGUUGACAGAAAUAUUUAAUAGGAAGUGUUUUUUAGUCUUGGGUUGCUAUCGAUUUUGGUUACUGAAGAAAUUAAGAUAUAUUCUAUUAGUUUGGCAUUACAACGAUUGUCCUGGACUAAUUCUUCUACCAGAUCAGCUAGUUCAUCCGGGUAACCUCAAUAAUCCUGUUGUUUCUUAUCAAAAUUUUCAUAUUGGAAAUGUGUACACAUCUGAGUCACUUUUACAACUUCCUGAUAAUCAGUUGCAGGCUAAUGUUCAAAGGGAAAUACAUAAUCACUUAAAUGAAAUUAAACAUAGUUUGGAAUCGAAAUAUGUCAAUAGUUUAAAUCAUUUCAUCCAUGGUUCAACUAAUCCCCAUAUUUCUAUCAGUGAAAAUACAUCCAUAGAAUAUUCAAACUGUUCAAUAAAGUUAUGGGAUGCUCGUGCAUCUCAUUUCAAUUUGAUAGAAUCAAAUUAUAUUCACUUCAAUUUGUCAACUCCAUACAAAAUUAAUCUGGGUAACUAUACGCGCUGUUCGAUCAGUGGUUACUUAGUAUUUGAGCCAGCAGAAGGUUCACUUGUCAAAGAUGUUAUUUUCGAUUUGUAUAAUCAUGAAAGUAAAAAAUUGAAAUGUUCUUUAAAAAAUCUAAAUAUAUUUACUAAUGAACAAAAAUCUACACGAACAUUUUACUUAUGGAUUUCUGAAUCUGUUACAUCAACAUUAAUUCCAUGUAUUUGUUUAGUCGAUGUUACUUCACCUAUAGAGUUAAUUUACGAACAAUUAUUUGCUAUCUCUUCAACAUCAAAUUUUUUAUCUACUACUGGAUUUGGUGUUUAUAUAAUCAUUGAUCAAGGAUUAUUUUUUGAUAGUUUCAUUCUUCUAGAUCGUUUUACGUCACUUAAGACUGAGAAUUAUUCUCAACAUUCUUCAUCGAUGUAUGCUUUAAAAAAUUCUCUCUCCAAACAGAUUUAUUCCAACUAUAUUUUAUUACAGUCACUUGAAGAUGUGAAUAAGUUACGUGUUCAUCAAAUUGUUAGUUUUUCAGGUACAUUGAUCCAUGUAGAUACAAGUCGAUCACAUGUUUGGUCUAUUUGUCCUUAUUGUGCAUGCGCUGAUUUUGAAAUAUAUUCUGGUGUUGAUAAUAAAGUCAAAUAUUUUUCUAAACAAGAAAAUUUGAAAUGUGUCCGAUGUUUAGCGCUUUUAUCAAAUCCUCUUGAACGAUUGGAAACAGAAGUACAAGUUUUAAUUAAUUUUGACAACGAUCAAUCCACUGUUGAUAAAUUGAAAAGACAUAAAUCGUCUGUAGAAUUGACACUAAAUAUGGCCUCUUGGAGACUUUGCAAAUUACUCAAUGUAACACAAUCAAAUUUGUUGAAGGGAUCGGGCCUCAAUGCACAAAAGUUAGUAAAUUGUCAUUUAGACAAUGUCAUUGGUGUAGUUGUGCAUAUACCAAACAAAGUGUUUUCAAUUGAUAAUGUACAAAAAUACAAUGGUUAUUUGGGAAAUAUUUAUGUUAUCGAACUAGAUCAAAUGGAGAAUGGCAAUAAAAUGCUGUAACUAUUCACAAUGACUUUAUAAAUCACAAUCGUUAUUAGUAUUGGUUUUUCAAGAGCAGUUAAUUACCAUAUGGGAUACAUCGUCUAUAUUUGUCUCGUGAUUUAUUUAUAUCAUUCAAGCUACAGGAACAGAGAAUAAAAGAUAAAUAUAUACAAACAAUUUUCCAUCAUUUGUAAAUACCUUUUUAAUUUUGUAAAUUUCCUUACAGAAUACUAUUUUGUGCAAAAAUACAAGUUGUUUGUGCGUUUUCAAUUUUUUUUGUUGUUGAAGAAAAUUAGAUGACGGAUAAUUGACUGAAGUUUUAAGAAUGAAGUGGGCUUUUUAUUUUGUUCUAUCUUGAAUUCAUAAAAUGAUGCUGAUACAAAUAAAUUACUGUGAAUGAAAAUUGUAACCUUGGUUACUAAACUUAUUAUUACUUUAGACAUAUUGCUGAGUUUUCUAUGGUUGAUUUUGUUAAACUUCUCCGCAAUGUCUCCAAAAACAAAUGUCUUCAUCCUGAAGUAAAUAGGAUUUUUAAUAAUAAAUUUUAUCUAAUUUUUAUCUAAUCCAAUCCAGAUGAAUAUUGAGAACUUUUUAAGUUUUGAACAUCGAAACUAUGUUAUUCUGUAAAUCCUUUAACAGUACUGUCCUAUGGAACUAAAUUCAGAACUCGGAUAUGUUCCAUCGUAAGUUAGUUAUUACAAAUUCGGUCAAUCUGUUAUUUACACACAUCUUAUUACGUAAUGAUUUUUAAGGUUUUGUGAUUACUAUUCCUAGUCUAUUUACCCAUGUUUAUUUGACCUUCUAUUUCCAACGAUUAACUAUUGAUAAGAGUUUUGUUAUUAUAGUUUAUUAUUCUUACCACUAUCUGUUCACCUGUCUUCGUACUAUCAACUUGUACUUUUACCUAUUUUAUGUGUAGUGACUUAUUCUAUUUCAUUGUGAUUAUUGACUCAUAUUGCCUUGAUUGGUUUAAAAUUUUCGUAUAAAUAUCCAUGUAUAUUAGAGUAAAGCCUGAUGACGAUCUAAUUGAAAACAAUUGUUCGCUUAUAUGUGUUGUUCUAAUUUUCACAAUGGGAAUCUUUAAUAAUCUGUUAUCUCUUACUGAGAUCAACGAGCACCACAACUUGAGAAAAAACAUUUAUGAAGUCCUCAUCAGUGUUUACAUUUCCAACCUAAAAUCAAAUAUAUUAAAUUAUUUUAAUGGUUAUCUCUUAAAACAACAUAGUUGUUUAUUAAAUUUAUAUAUUAAUUUAAAUACUCUUAGAAAGUAUUUUCUUUUGGUUCCGUUGUCAUCUUUUAUUCGUUGGUUGAAAGUUCUUAAGGUCUGUUGGUUAAGUAGACGUUAUUAUGUUUCUUUUCAUGCAAAAGAAGAUUCACAUAUUUUAUGAUUUUUAUUAUCAUUGUUUUCUUUUUUUUUGAAAUAAUUAUCAAUCAUUGCUUACAAAAAGCUUGUGACUUAAGGCAAUAUCGAGGCAUACGCACAGUAUGCACAUAUGCCGAUAACAGACUGAUCAAUUGCAGUCUUAAACCUCAAUGGGAAGAUACAUGCCAAACAAUACCAAGUGAACUUAUCCUGAUAUUUUAUUACAGGACUUCUUAAAUAUUCAUUGAUAAACUGUCUUAAAACAUUAAUUAAUCAUUUGUUCGUUGAAUUAAUGAGUCAAUUGAAGCUAGACCACCAUGGAAAACCUGGAAGCACUGGACGGCCGUUUCGUCUUAGUGUAUAGACGACUCAGUGUUCUAAUGGUUGGACGCUUGUUUGCAAGACUGAUAGGACGUGGAUUCAAAUCUCGCGAGAUGGGAUCAUGGAUGAGCACCACUGAAGAGUCCCAUACUAGGACGAGACGGCUGUCCAGUACUUCCAGGCUUUCGAUGGUGGUAUAGCUUCAAUUGAUUCAUGAAUUCAAAAAUUAAAUCAAUUUCCCGUAUUUUUUCUUCAUAUUUUAUCAUUUCCUAAUUUCAUGUUUUAUAUGAAUAUAUUGAAACUUUCUUAGGUCAAGUUAAUUCAAUCUAUUUUCAAAGGAUAUUAAGAAUAAAUUUCAUUUCAGGGUUAGCGGUACCAAAUCUUACUGGGAUUUUCGAAAUUUCUGUUUACUUUAUCUUAAUAAUAAACCAAUGAAUACAUAGACAAUAAUAGUUCUGAUGAUCUUAUUUUAUUAUAUUCUUCAAGAGUUCUUACGUUAUUAAUAAUUUUAAUAAACAGCCAAGUGUUAGACGCA